Molecule: messenger RNA, 1946 nt
Organism: Terrapene triunguis (Three-toed box turtle)
Lineage: Eukaryota; Metazoa; Chordata; Testudines; Emydidae
Gene: ANKRD13C
Product: ankyrin repeat domain 13C
Exons: 13
Coding region: 115-1680 (521 amino acids)
Cellular component (GO): cytoplasm
Molecular function (GO): protein binding
Source: RefSeq, a predicted model, not a curated record
GGGACUCUCCGCCGCGGCUCUGAGUGCCUCGUCCCCCCGCAGCGGCUCCGGCUCCCCCCGGCUGCGGCGAGUCUCCCCGGCGGGGCCCCCCGGUCCGCGGGGCCGCCGCUGGCGAUGACCGGAGAGAAGCUGCGCUCGCUGCGCAGGGACCACAAGCCCAGCAAGGAGGACGGGGACCUGCUGGAGCCUGGCGAAGAGGAGGCGGCGCCCGCGCCCGGAGGCGUCUUCACGGGGGGUCGUGGGGGCAGCGGCAAGGGCGGCCGCGCCGGGGGCCACCGCAUCUUCAGCAACCACCACCACCGGCUACAGCUGAAAGGGGCCCCGGCGGCCCCGGCCCCCGCCACCCCGGGGGCAGUCAGCCCCGCCGCGGAGGCCGACAAGUGCCCGGGGCACUUCCCGGUGCACGAGUGUGUCUUCAAGGGGGACGUGAGGCGGCUCUCGGCACUGAUCCGCACGCAGGGCAUUGGCCAGAAGGACAGUCACGGAAACACUCCGUUACAUCUUGCUGUGAUGUUGGGACAUAAAGAAUGUGCACACUUGCUUUUGGCCCACAAUGCUCCAGUAAAGGUGAAAAAUGCUCAGGGAUGGAGUCCUCUUGCAGAAGCCAUCAGCUAUGGAGACAGACAAAUGAUUACAGCACUCCUAAGGAAGCUGAAACAGCAGUCCAGGGAAAGUGUUGAAGAAAAGCGACCUCGAUUAUUAAAAGCCCUGAAAGAGCUAGGUGACUUCUAUCUAGAACUUCACUGGGAUUUUCAAAGUUGGGUGCCUUUACUUUCCCGAAUUCUGCCUUCCGAUGCGUGUAAAAUAUACAAACAAGGUAUAAAUAUCAGGCUUGACACAACUCUCAUAGACUUUACUGACAUGAAGUGCCAACGAGGGGAUUUAAGCUUCAUUUUCAAUGGUGAUGCAGCACCCUCUGAAUCUUUUGUAGUUUUAGACAACGAACAAAAAGUUUAUCAGCGAAUACAUCAUGAGGAAUCUGAGAUGGAAACGGAGGAAGAAGUUGACAUUUUAAUGAGCAGUGAUAUUUAUUCAGCAACAUUAUCAACCAAAUCAAUUACCUUCACGCGUGCCCAAACAGGAUGGCUUUUCAGAGAAGACAAAACAGAAAGAGUAGGAAACUUCUUGGCAGACUUCUACUUGGUCAAUGGACUUGUUUUAGAAUCUAGGAAAAGAAGAGAACAUCUCAGUGAGGAAGAUAUUCUUCGAAAUAAGGCCAUCAUGGAAAGCCUGAGUAAAGGUGGUAACUUGAUGGAACAAAAUUUUGAGCCUGUCAGACGACAGUCCCUUACUCCACCUCCACCCAACACAAUUACGUGGGAAGAAUACAUAUCUGCUGAAAAUGGAAAAGCUCCUCACCUGGGUAGAGAGCUGGUCUGCAAAGAAAGCAAGAAAACAUUUAAAGCCACAAUAGCCAUGAGCCAGGAAUUUCCCUUGGGAAUUGAAUCAUUAUUGAAUGUUUUAGAAGUAAUUGCACCCUUCAAGCACUUUAACAAACUUAGAGAAUUUGUUCAGAUGAAGCUUCCACCAGGCUUUCCUGUAAAGCUAGACAUACCUGUGUUUCCCACCAUCACGGCCACUGUGACGUUUCAGGAGUUUCGCUAUGAUGAGUUUGACGAAUCCAUCUUCACUAUUCCUGAUGACUAUAAGGAGGACCCCAGCCGUUUUCCUGAUCUCUAAUUUAACUGGAAAGUUAAUAACAAUACCAGCAUACCACAGUGAAAGCAAGUGGAUGCAAAUAGCCCACAGAUAUAGUUAUAGAUGUGGGUCAAAAUGGAAGGGAUAAACUUUUUUUAAAUGAUCCAGAAGAAAAGGGAACACACACAUGACUGAUGUACUGAAAUUCACUAUAAUGGGCAUCUAAUCUAGUAUCUGAAUUACAGCAAAUCUCCUGAUGUGUCAUUUACACUUUUAUACAUACAGUGCUGCGAGUGAGAGAGUUUGAC